UGCGACGCAAAUAGUGGAGACCAUUAUGUCGUAAAGUUUAUUUUCAACGUUCUACCCUUAAAAUUAUUUUGGCGAAUUUACAUCGCACUUUAUAUCACCGGAAUAUUAAAAAAAAAAAAAAACCAUCUCAUUAAAAACACCUAGCUAUUUUGAUUAGUGCGUUUUCACCUGCUGCAUUAGAAUACUGGGGGAUUCCUGUUUGUCUCUGAAACAGUUUCUACGCCUUAUUCGUAGAGGGUUUUUCACGUGACCACCAUAGCCUUCUAUUGAUUCCUUCGUAGAAGAGAGUGCAUGCGCACCCUCGUCGAUUAUCACUUUCAUCCCUUCUCUCCUCUCUCUCUCUAUUCGUUCACAUAUAUUAAACACAUAUGCAUCCUCUGUUACCCCCUUGUCCCUUAGGUUUCCCCCAAAUACGAAGAGGGGGUUGGUACAUGGUAAGGAGGCGCUGACUUCGGUCAGCAGAACAUGCUGCUGCUGCUGGGUGUCCAGUAGAAAUCCUCAUAGUGGUAGUGGGAGCUUUAAAAUGGGAGAAGGGGUUGCAAGAAGAAUGGAGGGGAAAACGACGGUGGUUCGUAGUGGAGAAAUCCGACAGUGUCACUUCCGUGGUGGUUCUGUACGAUACGUUUGAUUAUUAUUUAUCCAACGUUCUUGUCUAUAACUCGUCAUGAUUAAUUCGUCGCUUUGUUAAGAGAAACUUCUCGAACAGCUUUGCAACGUGCGCGCUUGUUGCUAGGUGGCAGCGACGACUAUUCCAGAGAGAGAGAGAGAGAGAGAGAGAGAGAGAGGGGUGGAAGCGUAGUAAAGGUCGAAGAAAAAAGGGCCUGGACCAUGUCAGGGCGAGGGGCGGAGUGGUGACCUAAAACUCAUCCCUCUGCGUCGAGACCCUCGAUGCUUACGCUACGGCUGGUGUCGACUCAUUUCUUGAAGCAACCAUAGGCAGUGCCCUUCGCCUAAGAGAAAGGGCUCUAAAUGCGAUGUGCCGUGAUAGAGACAUGAACUCAGAGCUAAUCGAGUCAUACGAACUCUUGUUAACGAAGUCUUGCUUCUUCUACUCUCGUUGAAUAAUUAAAAGAAGACGACUUUCCGACCACCAACCAUCAUCAUCAUCAUCAUCAUCAUCAUCAUACCGAAUUUGGCAUAUUCCAAGCUGUGGAGAAUCGCGAGAGAUUGUAUUUGCGGCAGUGGGUCGCGGUGUAGAAGUGGGAUGAGACGUCCUCAGCAAGAACAACAACAUCAUCACCAUCACCAUCAUCACCACAACCACAACAAUCAUCAUCAUCAUAAUCAUCAUCAUCAUAAUCAGCAACAAAACAAUCAGCAUCAAUCUCAUUAUGGAUCGGCAAGUCCAACGCGUUCCCGACAGUCCCAUGAUAAGGACGAGUCUCGCCUUGCAAGAGUGAAGCGAGUCCUCGCAGGAUCAUUCCUUGGCCGUGGCAGAGGAGGAGGUGCUGGUGGAAAUGGUGGAGGAGGCGGCGGGGCUGGUGGAGCAUCAACAAGAAUAUUCGGUACACGGUUAGACUUGAUAGAAUCUUAUCAAGAAACUGGUGUACCUUACGUGGUUCAUCGGCUCUGCAGCUACAUCGAAACUCACGGAUUCCAAAGUGCUGCGGUGUUUCGUUUAUCCGGUGGUAGUCCACGCCUAGCCGAAAGAUUGAGGACAGCAUUCGAAAGAAAAGGGGAUGCAGAUUUAGAAGUUGCAGCUUGCCCAUCCACAGCAGCCACCCUUCUUCGACAGUACCUGAAAGAAUUGCCGCAACCCGUUGUACCGUCCACGUUGGUCGCGAGAUUGUUAAAUCUUCAUAACAAUGAUUAUUCAAAUAAUCACGAAUCCUGGAUUAAAUCGACGAAGGAACUCCUGUCAACCCUCCCGUCCUCUCAUUAUCACUUACUCGGUUACUUGGCGAUUUAUUUAAGCAGAUACGAAGCAAGACACGGACGUAGUGCAGGUGUAUGCGGUGUAUUCGCUCCUGUUAUUUUACCUCACGUACCACCUGCUACAACACUUUUACGAGAUAUCCUUGCCGAAGCACACCUACUGUUUCCCGAUUGCGUUCGUGAGAAUACAUUAAACGGUAUACUUCCGACAGAAGAUUGCACAAUUUGCAAAGAUACAAAAGACGAACGUAAAUUAUCGGAGAGUACAUCGUUACUUUGCGCAUUAAAACCGCGUAAACGUAAGGAACGACGAGAAUCCUGUUGUCAAGAAAGAAAAUUGAUCAGAAGUAGUAGCGAAGAACGUGUUCUUGAUACACCUAACGAUACAUCGGAUACGAUAAGACGUGUUAGUAGUCACGAAGAUUUUAAUAGCGAACAACAUUUGAACAUAUUGUCACAACUUGGACAAGACAUGGGUCAUGGUGUGAGAUGCGGAGGUUUGCCUCUGCACGAGAGAACAAAUGUAUCACCGGUUUCUAAAAAACCAUCACCGGUACCAUCACCAUGCGAAGCAGUAUUGGCAAGCGAGAGAUUUGAAUGUGAUGCUGAACGUUUAAGGAACAGUGAAAGAUUUAGCAGAAGUAUUACUCCAAGAGGAAGAAGACAAGCACGUAGAAGAAGAAUUCACAAAGUACCAGACACUGAUCAAAGUUCAAGCAAGGAAAAUGAAGAACAUGAAAAUAUGUAUACAGUAUCCCCAAGCCCAAAUGAUCACAAUGGAUCACCGGCACAAAGUUUUCUUGAAAUGUUGAGCAGUGGACCUAGCAGGUCUCCAUCACCAGCUCGGCCACCAACCGUUGAUCAUGAAGAUGGAAAUAAUCCUAGUCUAACUAAUUGGGGUUUUCAACAUCGACCAGGAAACGAAGAAGUUUCUGAUGCAAGAGUAGAAGCUAUGCUAUCACCUAGAAAUUCAUUGCUGGUACCUAGAAGAUUCUACUCGGAGAAUAAUGAUACGCAACAAAAUGCACCAAAUAUUUCCGAGAUUGGUUUGAAAAAUUUAACCAAACAUAUUAACGGUUUGAAGAAGAAGAUUAAAAAAUAUGAGGAUGAAUUUGAAGAGAACUUUGGUUAUCGUCCAAGUCAUUCGGACAAAAUGAGUAAUCGUGAUAUCAAAAGAUUAUGCACGGAAUUAAAUAAAUUAAGGAAGGAACAUAAAAUGUUAAAAGAAGAUCCAAUUGGCGCGCUUAUUGCUAAUGCCAAUAACAAAUUAAAUACUGCUGUAAGUCCAACUAAUAAUAAUAACAGUCAAGAAAAAUCGAGAACUGCGUCGAUGGAAGAAAUGGUAAUAGAAGUGGAAAAGAAACUUACAGAAAAACGAUUAAAAUGUAAUCGACCUGAUAACAUGGAAGAAUUGACUUAUGAACAAUUGUUUGACGAAAAAACUGCGGUACAAAAGGCUUUACUUCAUAUUGAAAAUACAUUUGGUAGGCCAGUUUCCAAAGAUGAUAGAUUUAUCGUACGACCGUUGUACGAUAGAUACAGAACUUUGAAAAGAUUACUUAUCAGAUCAGGAGCAAGUAAAAAUAAGGAUAGUAUUUCGGAAUUAGCAACAAUCUUAGAACACGAAGCAAUGGAUUUUACUUCAUCCGCAUUGCCAAACAAUUCAACGGAUGCGGAAAGAAGAGCUAGCGAACCAGACAUGUCUCAUAGAGGCAUAUUAGAUUGUAUUGAAACAGUAGACCAACUUCCAACAGAUAGUGAUAGUCAACACAGUAGUAGUGAAGGAAGUCGUAGCGCUGGUGAAAGCCUUCAUGCUAUGCCACAUGAAGAAUUAUUGGUUCAACAAAGGAUUACAAGGGAAGAAAAGAAACGUCUUCGAAGGGCUUUGAAAGAAUUAGAAGCCCAAUUUGAAGCACGAGCAGGACGUCGUAUGCAAAGAGAAGAUCGUGGCCCCCAAGUCACGACAGUUUAUGAAUCAUACAAACAAACUAAGGCAAGACUUAGACUGAUCGAUGCUCUUUUGGCAAAGAAUGCUUAAUUUCGAUUAAAUUUUAAUAUC
This is a messenger RNA of Polistes dominula (European paper wasp), 3934 nucleotides long. RefSeq names its product protein FAM13A. Gene Ontology annotation, biological process: signal transduction. The record is from RefSeq and is a predicted model, not a curated record. NCBI's taxonomy places the organism in Eukaryota, Metazoa, Arthropoda, Insecta, Hymenoptera, Vespidae.